AUGGCGGACACGACACCUGAAGAUGCGGCGGCCGCACGCGCGGCAGAGCAAGUACGCUUGCGCAAGGCGAAGCGAGAGGCCAAGAUUCGUGCGGGUGGCACUGCCAGAUUGAAUAAGAUCACCGGUCUCGGUGGAGGCUUCCAGAGAGAUGAUCCAGUCCCUUCUCCAGCUCCUUCCGCGACCGAGACCGCCGUCCCUUCCGCCUCGCCAGCCCCGGCUGCACCCAAGCCUGCGAGCGCCGACCACGCGGACCCUGAAGAAAUCGACAUCUCGCAGCACUUCUACCAGCCCGCCUCGACCCCUAGACCUUCAGGCCCCCCGAUCGAUCCCAACGCUAUGAGCGAGGACCAGUUGCGGCAGAUGAUGCUCGGCUUCGACCGCCCCGCCCCCGGCGCCGGAGGCCCACCGCCCAUGAACCCCUUCGCAGCCGGCAUGCCGCCUGGUGCCGAAGAGGACCCCAUGAUGAAGAUGCUCUCGCAGAUGAUGGCCGGCGCAGGAGGCCCAGGAGGAAUCCCAGGUUUCCCCGGCGGUCCCCAGGGCGCGGGCUUCCCGCCUGGGUUCCCGGGUAUGCAGCCCGCUCAGCAGUCAGCCGACGCCUCGUCGGCGUACCUCUGGCGCAUUCUCCACGCCGUCUUCGCCAUCUCCCUCGGUCUCUACAUCGCCCUCUCGACGACCUUCACCGGCGCCAAGCUCGAGCGUGAGCGCACGGCGCUGGCGUACAGCUACCCCACCGGCAGCGACGAGGCGGUCACGGAUGUGAAUAGUAUGGAAAAGGGCCGCGAGGUGUUCUUCUGGAUGUUUGCUACGGCUGAGGCGAUUCUUCUUACCACGCGAUUCUUCAUCGACAGAGGCCGCGCGCCGCCGAGCGGGAUCGUUUGGACGAUCGUCUCGUUCUUGCCCGGUAGUGUCAAGAAUUACGCUGAGACGUUGCUGCGGUAUGGGCAGAUUUUCGUGACGGUCAGGAGCGAUAUUCUCGUGUGUGUUUUCGUACUGGGAAUCUGCUCAUGGUUCCGUGGUUGA
Molecule: messenger RNA, 1020 nt
Organism: Colletotrichum karsti
Lineage: Eukaryota; Fungi; Ascomycota; Sordariomycetes; Glomerellales; Glomerellaceae
Exons: 2
Coding region: 1-1020 (339 amino acids)
Biological process (GO): retrograde vesicle-mediated transport, Golgi to endoplasmic reticulum
Source: RefSeq, a predicted model, not a curated record